This is a messenger RNA of Dendrobium catenatum, 2056 nucleotides long. RefSeq names its product serine/threonine-protein kinase STY13. Lineage: Eukaryota; Viridiplantae; Streptophyta; Magnoliopsida; Asparagales; Orchidaceae. Gene Ontology annotation, molecular function: protein kinase activity; ATP binding. The transcript is spliced from 3 exons. Gene Ontology annotation, biological process: protein phosphorylation. The record is from RefSeq and is a predicted model, not a curated record. The coding region runs from base 394 to 1653 and encodes 419 amino acids.
GUUGCCUCGCAACUUGUCUAAUAUUCAAUUAGAGAAGCAAAGGGAGAGCGAACCAAGAAGAGACAAACGCAUGCGGAUCCCACUGGCCGUCAAUCUCCUGCUUCGCCGCACAAGAACGAGGGAGGGUCUUGUUCCCAAAGCAGCUUACGAUUCUCACUUCUUCAGCCCUAAGCCUCAAUUAUUCCGAUUCCUAUCCCUGAAUCGAGAUCGCUGAGGAGAGUAGUCAAACGAGUCCUGCAUCGUCAAACCUUUCCAUUGUGGAUUUCGUCGCUGAUGCAGCUGGAAUUUUGGAGGUGCAAGGUGGAGGGAGCUGAUUCCGAGGUUUGCAUCGUUCAGCCGCUUCAAUUCUGAGAUCAAACUUUAGGCUUUCGACGUGAGCUGGAAGGCUGCAAGAUGAUGGACGCCGCCAAAUUCACCGGAAUAUUGGCCGCUGGCAAUUCCGGUACCACGGGCGGGGCCAACUACUACGACCUGGGUUACUACCCGAAGCUCGGCGACGGUACAAGCAUGUCGCUGGAUAGCAUCCAGACCGGGACUUACGGUAGUUCCGUAGCGAUGUUGCUGGAUAAUAGCAGCGUUGCGUCUAAUGAUUCACGCACUGGAGUCCUCCACCUCAACGGUCCGCGUCAGGUAGUUGCUGGCUCGGCUGGCACCAUUGGUAACUCCGUAGGCCACAGCGUUUUCCGCUCUGGUGGCGUCACCCAUGUCCUUACCCGUGAUGCUCUAGCACAGGCUCUGAUUGACCCGAGCUUUUCCACCGAAGGCCUCUGCGAUUAUGAGGAGUGGACGCUUGAUCUUAGGAUGCUCAGUAUAGGCGAGCCCUUUGCCCAAGGAGCGUUUGGAAAGCUGUACAGGGGAACCUAUAUUGGUGAAGAUGUAGCAAUUAAGCUAUUGGAGAGACCUGAGAAUGAUCCCAAGAGAGCUCAGUUCAUGGAGCAGCAGUUUGCGCAGGAGGUGAUGAUGCUUGCUUCAUUGAAGCAUCCUAAUAUUGUUAGGUUCAUAGGAGCUUGCAGAAAGCCAAUGGUUUGGUGCAUUGUCACCGAGUAUGCCAAGGGUGGAUCCGUUAGACAGUUUCUUAGUAGGAGGCAGAACCGUUCUGCUCCACUGAAUAUUGCAGUGAGACAGGCACUCGAUGUUGCCAGAGGAAUGGCAUAUAUUCAUGGGUUGGGCUGUAUCCACCGGGACUUGAAAUCAGAUAAUCUUUUGAUUUGUGCUGAUAGGUCGAUCAAAAUUGCAGACUUUGGAGUGGCAAGGAUUGAAGUGCACCCAGAAGGGAUGACACCAGAGACCGGGACUUAUAGGUGGAUGGCUCCAGAGAUGAUCCAGCGCAGACCUUAUACUCAAAAGGUUGAUGUCUAUAGCUUUGGAAUUGUGCUGUGGGAGCUCAUAACUGGCAUGGUUCCAUUCCAGAACAUGACGGCUGUGCAGGCAGCUUUUGCUGUUGUAAACAAAGGUGCUCGGCCAAUUAUACCAAGUGACUGCCCUCCUUCGCUUGGAGUAAUCAUGACUCAGUGCUGGGAUGCUAACCCUGAUGUCCGCCCACCAUUUGGAGAAGUAGUCAAGAUGCUCGAGGUUGUGCAGACUGAGUUGGCUACUUCCGUUCGACGGGCACGCUUCAGAUGGUGUAUUUCUCAUCCCAUGACGAGCGAUUAAACCGUUUUAGGAAUAUGAAAACUUAAGAAGCAUAAAAGCAAAACAAAAUGAACUAUGGAUAGGAAAGAAAGAAAACUACCUUCUUUUUUGUGCAUUUUAAACAUUUUUAGAAGACUGAAGGAGUAAGAAAAAGAGCUAUGUUGGCUCUUGCAGCAUUGUAUUGAAUGAACACAGAAGAUAGGUUACUCUUUUUCUUGGCAUGCUCUUACCGUUUUAAAAUUGCAUGGCUUGACUGAUGCUUUUUGAGGCUAUGGCCUUGAUUUUGAUGCAGAUUUGCAUCUGGGUUGUAAGGCAUGAUUGAGAGAGGUCAUUUUGAUCAAAGAUGUAAGAUGACAUCAUUGCUUGUUUUUUUAGAUCACAUGCUUUUAUCUUUUAGGAUAAAAAAAGAAAUGAAUUUGAAUGC